AUGGAGGACGCGGAAGCAGCGAAGAGCGAGGUGGAGAUCGACAGGGAUGGCUGCGACGAUGUGAGUGAUCACACGUGGGGUUCGAUUGCUAUGUCUUGGAUCUUAUCUAGCUAUACGAUCGUUGAAUUUUAUAGUAGCUCGGUGAUUAGAAUACGAAAUAGACCAUUCUCUGGUGUAACUCGUUGCGCUGCGAAUCCUCUUACCCUUCGGGUUACUCGAGGCUGGAUCUGGUUGCAGGAGGAUGCCCCGAUCAUGACCACGACGAAGAACGCGUUGAUAACGACCCAGCUGGGACCCUGCGACGUUUAUCCGCAUCGCGUCAAAGUGUCGAUCGUCGGCGUAGGCAAGAUUGGGAUUGCCUGCGCCAUCGCGAUCCUGAUGAGAAGGAUGGCCAGCGAGGUCUGCCUGAUCGACCACGACGCGAACAAGGCUUCCGCCGAGGCCGAGGAUAUCCAGCACGUCGGCGUUUUUUUGGGAUGUCCCCUAGUAACUGGCACGUCAGACUUCAGCAUGGUAAAGGAAUCCGCUGUGGUGAUAAUUUGCACGCGCGAGAACACGCCUGGCGAGAGUCCGAACGUGAAGCACAACCUGAAGGUCUUCAAGAAGAUCAUCCCGGCUAUAGCGAGGUUCUCGUGUAAAUCUGUCCUGCUGGUCGCGACUCAGCCGUCAGACGUGAUGUCCUACAUCGCCUGGAAACUGUCAGGAUUUCCCUCUAACCGUGUCCUAGGUGUCGGCACCAUGGUCGACUGCGCGAGGUUCCAGGAUUUCGUGAGCAGGAGACUGAACGUGGCGCGAAGCUCCGUCAGUUGCAUGACGGUCGGGUCUCACGGGGACAUGGCUGUUCCUAUAUGGUCGAGCAUGAACGUAGGCGGAAUAAAGCUUCGAGACAUAAACCCUAGAAUAGGCGAGCCGGACGACCCCGAGAAGUGGUCCGAAAUCACGGACAACGUGAAGAACGUAGGCAAGGAACUAGAGGAGAAGAAAGGAUCGUGCUGUUGGGGCGUCGCUAUCUCCACCGCGGAGAUCGUCGACGCCAUUGUUAGAAACACCAAAGUCGUGCUUCCGGCGUCCACGCAUAUUCUCAGCUGCGCCCACGGCACGGACAAGGACGUGUACAUGUCUGUACCCUGCGUGAUCGGCCGGGAGGGUGUGUACUGCACCGUGCGACAGAAGCUAUCGGAACAGGAAAAGUCCGCGGUGCAGGCGUGCGCUGACAGUAUUCGAGGCGUUUUGCGGGAGUGCGGCAUCCUGCAGGAGACGAACAACGAGACGAACGGGGAGACGGAGCAGUGA
Messenger RNA from Eufriesea mexicana, 1293 nucleotides. Its product is annotated as L-lactate dehydrogenase. Gene Ontology annotation, biological process: pyruvate metabolic process; lactate metabolic process. Bases 1 to 1293 code for a protein of 430 amino acids. Gene Ontology annotation, molecular function: L-lactate dehydrogenase (NAD+) activity. NCBI's taxonomy places the organism in Eukaryota, Metazoa, Arthropoda, Insecta, Hymenoptera, Apidae. The transcript has 7 exons. The record is from RefSeq and is a predicted model, not a curated record.